CCGACCGGUUCGCGCAGGCGAUUCCGAUUCCUCGGUAACGUCGAUAUCUCCCGGGAGAUCGGUCGAUUUAAUCGGCCGAGUGGUCCAACACGUGCCACGGAGUGAACGACUUCGAAUGCCGCUUGCACACCUCACCUGAAAACCCUUUUCCGUUCGCUCGCCGCGCGUUCCGCCUCCCUCGUUGAGAUUUAAAGGAGACCAGACCUUGAUUGCCGGGGAUAGUUCGCGUCCUGACCGAGUUUUCCCCGUUACACCUUCGGACUUUGUGUCACGGAAGCUUUGCGGCACUUCUUGUCUCCGGCACGAUGGCGUUCACCGAGAGGAACAUUGGCUUCCUUCUAAUGACCGUCACGAGUCUGCUUCUCCUGAAGGUGAAUCACUGCGAGACAUCGUGCUACGGAAAGACUGUACUGAGAUCAGGCGGUAUAUCGUGCGAGGAGAAACAGAUUAUCCUGGACGAACACAAUCGAUUGAGGCAACUAGUGGCAUUGGGACAGAUACAUGGUCAACCUGGCGCGGCGAAUAUGAUGGAAAUGAUAUGGGAUGACGAGCUUGCCGCGAUAGCCCAACGAUGGGCGGAUCGUUGCGCCGAGACGCAUGACAGUUUAAGAAACGUUCGUAGAUUUGCGGUAGGACAAAACAUCGCUCGUUCGUGGACGACCAGACCCCCGGGACCUUACGAUAGCGAACCGAAUUGGAGACGGCAAAUUUCUAACUGGUUCAACGAGGUGCAAUACUAUCAUUCCGGUUAUAGCAGAGCCACGGGACAUUACACACAGUUGGUGUGGGGCGACACUUUCCUGCUUGGAUGCGGAUAUUCGUUCUACUACGACCCGGCUCGCGGCUACACCAAGAAUUACGUAUGCAACUACGGACCGAGCGGAAACAUACUCGGUUUUCAACCUUACAAGUCGGGCCAGCCGGCAUGCGGCAAUUACGGAAUGUCCUACAGCAACAGAUACUCCGGACUAUGUUCCCACGGCAGUUAUUACCAUCUGGGAGCCUAUUGUAUAUACGGAUAGUACACAAAUGGAUAUUCACGAGAAGAAAGGAACUACGCGAGUCUCAAGAUCGCGCCGAACAAUCGCAGUUCCCGUCGUCUUAUUCUCUUUUCGGAUAUGUUGUGACAGAUGUAAUCACUAUCAUCGCACGCGCUUCUCGCGCUAAAAGGACAAUUGCUUGAUGCGCAAUAUAUGCGGAUAUAUACGUAGAUAGAUUGUGUAACCGCUAGUUUUCAUUAAUUAAGAAACGAGCCAAUUCGUUGUGCAUAAUAUCAAUUUGUAUACAUGACGAGAUGAGGCGUAUUAUAAUUAUUGCCGUGUGUACACACAUGUGGGAUAACGAAGCGAGAUUGAUAUACAGAUGGUAUUCGAGGCCGUCAGGUUCGAAAUCUAGUAAAGAAUUCUUUUUUGUUCUUUAUCUGCUGCGCGCUUUAUUGUAUGUAUAGAACUGGAAAUCCUUACGCAAAAUUUAUAUUGCAGAAAGAAAACCCUGACGAUAUAAAUGAAACUUGAGACUCGAGAAGAAAACACAUUUAUUCUUAAUAAUAAGAUGUAGCUCUCCGAAAUAUUCAUCGACUUAUAAAUGUCUGUUCAAUGCAACAUCGUGAACAACGAUGCCCAGAACCAAUCAAAAUUAUAUUGAUACACCAUAUCUACUAAAAUCAGAAAAAAAAAAAACAAAACACAUAAUUGAAAUAUCACUUUUAUCUCAGUAAUUUGUAAGUUUAGUAAUUUUUUUAAAUUUUUCUCUUUCCUUUUGAUAAUUCUAAAUGUUAGAGAAAUUACAUAACAUUGCAAUUACGUACUAACUUUAAGAGGCGUGUUAAAAUGUUGACAUUAGCUGUUUUUUGCAAACACAAUUGCUUUUUUUUUUUUUAUCAGAAAACUGUCGGUAAAAGAUAAUUAAGAAGCUAUUAUGUUUGAAAUGAAAAUUAAAAAAUCCCUCUUACGUAACUUAUUCUAUAUAGUUCAAUCUAGUCUAUUUAUAGUUGAUAAAAAAAUUAGUGAUUAAGUCAAUAAGAGGGAAUUAUCACAUAAAAUACUCGCUAUUGUGCUCGCGUAACCAGAACUUCUAAGUUUAAACUUUUAUACUAGUGUGGACACACAUUACACUUAUAUAUAAAUUAC
Pseudomyrmex gracilis is the source of this 2129-nucleotide messenger RNA. RefSeq names its product venom allergen 5-like. The transcript has 7 exons. NCBI's taxonomy places the organism in Eukaryota, Metazoa, Arthropoda, Insecta, Hymenoptera, Formicidae. The record is from RefSeq and is a predicted model, not a curated record. Gene Ontology annotation, cellular component: extracellular region. Bases 306 to 1022 code for a protein of 238 amino acids.